AAUACUCUGGGAUGUGUAGUUCGAAUUUGUUACCGCUCAGCUCCCGCUCGUGCAGGUCCUCCUUGUGAAAAACCACAUCACCCGUGAUAGCGAUAAAUCGCAGCUUACAUUAAACGAGUCAAAGGGUUUAGGGAUUGUAGUUCAUACGGUUGUCCAGAAUCCCAAAAAAGACCGGUCGAAUCAAACAUUACAAACUACAAUUUCCAAGCUGCCGAGCGACGUUGUUAUAGUCAUCGUUUUUUUCGACGCGAAAGAGCGCAUCGGUGCCUCUUGGAGGUUGUUAAAUUCCGCGAUAGACACACCGCUUGUAAAUAAAAACAACUUUAACUGUAAUGGUUGUGUUUUUAACAAGAUGGAGGUAAUCGAGACAAUUGUGAUACAAAACCCUGAAGUAGAAGGAAAGGAAACGGUCGUGUCCAGUGUGGAUUCGGAUAAAACAAAAACAGAAUUUAUCUGGACGGUGCAGGCUACAUGGCAUCUUGUCAAUACCCGGCUUGAAAUGGAUCAGGCCUUUGACCAGCCAGUGUGCAAAAAAAAGAAACUCUGGGAAAUGGUGGCAGAGAAGGUCAAUGCCAAACUGAGGGAAUCAGAGGUCACAGAUGUCACUGUGAAGGCGUACGAAUGUGAUCUCAAGUGGAGAAACAUGCUGGCCACAUACAGAAAAAACACAGAGAGGGCCAAGAGGCUGGGAGUGGCCAGCAUCCACUGGGAGUUCUUCAAGUCCAUGCACGAUGUCCUGGGUAAGAGCAGGGAGGAGAUCGAAGCCCAGCGCAGGGCCAAGCUCAGUGGAACCAGAGUGGGCAGAGCCAUAGCCAGCAAGAGGUUUACCCCUAUCCUCCCUACACCUCCUGUGACAGCUGCUCCCUGCCCCUCCAGGCCUCCACAGGAUGUCCUGCAGCUGUACAUGGAGCUACAGGAGAGAAAGAUGAACAUGUGGGCGCAGCAGAAAGCACUGGAAGAGCGGAAAAUAGAGGCCAUCAAUAACCUGGCCCAAGCCAUCUCCAGCCUCGCUCAGAAGAACAGCGCACAGACACCAAAGGAUGGACAUUAAGCCUUCCAAGAUACUGCAUGUAGAGAACAGUUUGUUUUCAGUGUCUGAUGUUUUUAGAUUAGUUAUGCUGUCACUUUUUUUACUGUUACAGUUUAUAGAGUAGAUUGGAUUAGCAGGUGUAGCAGAAAGACAGAAUUUGUAUCUCCAAAUAACAGGAGACAUAUGGUAUGAGGACACGGACUCACUUUUAACACAGCAGGCAGAUUACAUUUCUCUUUCAACCUGUCUUCUUUUUCUUUUGGCGCUCCAAAUGAUGUAAGAAUCUUUUAUUUUUAUACCAAAAUAAAAAAGUUGGAUGAA
Messenger RNA from Archocentrus centrarchus (flier cichlid), 1351 nucleotides. RefSeq lists its product as uncharacterized. NCBI's taxonomy places the organism in Eukaryota, Metazoa, Chordata, Actinopteri, Cichliformes, Cichlidae. The record is from RefSeq and is a predicted model, not a curated record. The transcript has 2 exons. Bases 353 to 1051 code for a protein of 232 amino acids.